CUCCGAUGACCACCAUGAGAGCGGUAGCAGUACUGCUGCUGUUCGUUGCCACUGCGCAGGCGCGUGACAUCUUCCGCAAGCCGUCCGGCAAGUACAAGGCGGCCAAGCUCCGCUUCAAGGAGGAGAAUGCGCUCACGCUGCCAGAAGAUGUCCUCCCCGAGGUGGAAAUGAUUGACGUCGGACUGAGGCAGCCGCCUCCCAGGGAUACCCUGUCAUCGGAUAACAUCAAUGAACUGUCCGAGCCUUUCCCCGAGAGCCUGGCGCCAUCGGAAGAGGAUCUCGGCAGCGUCACGGAUCUUGGUGACGUUACUCCCAGCAGGCGACGGCAGAGGAAGCUCCAGCCGCAGCGCCGUGAACGUGUUGGAGGAGACGAUGAUCGACAGGGAGAUGGCAGGAAGGGAGGCGACGAUCGAACGGGAAAUGACAAUCGAAGAGAAGAUGAUAAUAUACGAGGAGACGACGAUCUAAGAGGAGACGACGAUGGGAGGGGAGGCGACGACCGAAGGGGAGACGACGAUCGAAGGGAUGACGACGAUGGAAGGGGCGAUGACGAUGGAAGGGGCGAUGAUGAUGGAAGGGGAGAUGAUGACCUAAGAGGAGAUGACGAUCGAGGCGGAGACAAUUACAACGAGAGAGACGACGACUUCUUCGAAGAUCUCUAUGACGAUAUUAACGGAGUCGGUGAUGACGACAGGCGUGCUCGUAAGGGUCAAAGCUCCAGCUCUGACAGCAGUGGUGACGACUCUGCUGGCCAGGAUGACGACCGUUCCAAGUCAGGCAGGAGAGGCGACGACGACGACGACAUUGGAGGUCGCGCCAUCGGUAAGAGCGAAGAUGGCUCCGGUAAGCGUCCCAGCGACGACGAUGGUUCCAUGUACCGGGGUCGCGCGUACAGAGGAAGGGGCAGCCCCUUCCGCAGUCGCGGCAAAGCCGGCAAGAAAAGUGACACAGGAGAGGCGGGGCCAGGUGUCCUGAGCCGCCCCGACCUCGACUUACCCGCAAACGACGACGGUUUUGACAGCCGAGACGAUUACGUCGAACAAGAUGGCUACGACGACGACGGACGAUACGAUGAUUUGGACGGAGCCUUCGCAGGACGAAACCGAGGCUAUUAUGACGACGAUCAAUACGAUGAUCAAGGAGACGAUAUUUACGACGAUCGUGGUGACGACAUCUACGAUGAUCACGGAGACGAUAUGUACGAAGAUCGUGGAGAUGAUAUCUACGAUUAUCACGGAGACGACAGCUACAAUGAUCGCGGAGACGACAGCUACGAUGAUCGCGGAGACGAUAUCUACGAUGAUCGCAGUGAUGAUGGUUAUGAUGAUCGCGGAGACGAUACCUACGAUGAUAGCAGAGGCGAUAUCUACGAUGAUCGCGGAGACGACAGCUAUGAUGAUAGCGGAGACGAUAUCUACGAUGAUCAUUCUGAUGAUGGUUAUGACGAUCGCGGAUACGAUACCUACGAUGAUAGCGGAGACGAUACCUACGAUGAUCGCGGAGACGACAGCUACGAUGAUCGCGGAGACGAUAUCUACGAUGAUCGCAGUGAUGAUGGUUAUGAUGAUCGCGGAGAUGAUACCUACGAUGAUAGCAGAGGCGAUAUCUACGAUGAUCGCGGAGACGACAGCUAUGAUGAUAGCGGAGACGAUAUCUACGAUGAUCAUUCUGAUGAUAGUUAUGACGAUCGCGGAUACGAUACCUACGAUGAUCGCGGAGACGACAGCUACGAUGAUCGCGGAGACGAUAUCUACGAUGAUCGCAGUGAUGAUGGUUAUGAUGAUCGCGGAGACGAUACCUACGAUGAUAGCAGAGGCGAUAUCUACGAUGAUCGCGGAGACGACAGCUACGAUGAUCGCAGUGAUGAUGGUUAUGAUGAUCGCGGAGACGAUACCUACGAUGAUAGCAGAGGCGAUAUCUACGAUGAUCGCGGGGACGACAGCUAUGAUGAUCGUGGAGACGAUAUCUACGAUGAUCGUACUGAUGACGGUUAUGACGAUCUCGGAGACGAUACCUACGAUGAUCGCGGGGACGACUUCUACGAUGAUCGAGGAGACGAUACCUACGAUGAUCGCGGAGAUGGUAUCUACGAUGAUCGCGGAGACGAUAUCUACGAUGAUCGUAGUGAUGAUGGCUACGAUGAUCGCGGAGACGAUAUCUACGAUGAUCGCAGUGAUGAUGGCUAUGACGAUCGCGGAGACGAUACCUACGAUGAUCGCGCAGGCGACAUCUACGAUGAUCGCGAGGACAACGGCUACGAUGAUCGCCGAGACGAUGUCUACGACGAUGGCAGUGAUGAUGGUUACGAUGAUCGCGGAGACGAUAUCUACGAUGAUCGCGGAGACGAUACCUACGAUGAUCGCGGCGGCGAUAGCUACGAUGAUCGUGGAGACGAUAUCUACGAUGAUCGCAGUGAUGAUAUCUAUGACGAUCGCAGCGAUGAUGUAUAUGAUGAUCAUGGUAUUGACAGCUACGAUGAUCGCGGCGAUGAUGGCUAUGACGAUCGAAGUGAUGACAACUAUGAUUAUCAAGGAGACGAUUAUCGAAGUGACGAUGCCUACGAUGAUCGCAAUGAUGACAGCUACGACACAAGUAAUGACAGUUACGAUGAUCAAGAUGAUCGCUACGAUGACAGAACCGAUGAUGGUUAUGAUUACAGAGGCGACGAUGAUUAUAAUAGCAGGGACGAUGAUUUGUACGACGAUCAAGGCAAAAGCAACUACGACGACCGAAGUGAUGACACUUACGAUGAUCAAUACGACGCCCGUGGAGACGAUAUCUUCGAUGAUCGUGGUGAUGAUAGUUACGAUGUUCGUGGCGAUGACGGCUACGAUGAUCACAGAGGCGAUGAUUACGAUUAUCGAGUCGAUGACAGGUACGAUGACCGCCGCAGGGACGACCUCUACGACGACCGCGGCGAUGAUCUGUACGACGAUGGCCGUGAUGACGGCAGGUAUGACCGCCAGGAUGACGGCUAUUACGAUGAUGAUCGUUAUGAUACGCGAAAUGAUCGUGCCGACGUUCAAGAUGACAGACGAAUUGACGAUUAUGUCGAUCAGGUGGACAGCUACGCGCCGGAUUCGAGUAACGACGUCCCAGACGCGGCGUACGAUGACACCGGCAGCGAGCCGCGCAGCGCGAGGUAUUCCAUCGGUGACCGACUCGGCGAUCAGUACGAUUACGACAGACGAGAUGACGGCUACGGCGCCGGAGAUCGGUACGGCAGGAGCGCUCUUGCUGGGCGAGAUGAGACAUACGACGAUAGCUACGGCACUCAGGACGGAUACAGCGAUGUCAGCGGAUUUGACGACGGUUUCAGCAGCCCUGAUGUCAGCUAUGAUUCAGUGGAUGUGGUCUAUGAUGACAGGACCGACUACAGUAUUCAAGAUGAUAGCUACAGUGCCAUUUGA
Molecule: messenger RNA, 3410 nt
Organism: Amphibalanus amphitrite
Lineage: Eukaryota; Metazoa; Arthropoda; Thecostraca; Balanomorpha; Balanidae
Product: dentin sialophosphoprotein-like
Exons: 3
Coding region: 6-3410 (1134 amino acids)
Source: RefSeq, a predicted model, not a curated record